This is a messenger RNA of Penaeus vannamei (Pacific white shrimp), 7125 nucleotides long. The record is from RefSeq and is a predicted model, not a curated record. NCBI's taxonomy places the organism in Eukaryota, Metazoa, Arthropoda, Malacostraca, Decapoda, Penaeidae.
UGCGCGAUGGUGGUGCCUGAUCUGGAGCUCAUCUGCGAGAUCAUGCUGGUGGCGGAAGGCUUCAUCGAGGCGAAGGUCCUCGCGCGGAAGUUCAUUACUCUCUACCGCCUUUGCCGCGAGUUGCUAUCUAACCAAAGCCACUACGACUGGGGCCUGAGAGCGAUCAAGAGCUUGCUUGUAGUGGCCGGGUCUUUGAAGCGCGACGACCCUGAGCGUCCUGAGGACCAGGUACUGAUGCGAGCCCUCAGGGACUAUAACGUGCCCAAGAUCGUUUCGGAUGACGUGCCCGUGUUCAUGGGCCUCAUCGGGGACCUCUUCCCCGCCCUGGACGUUCCCCGCAAAAAGGACCUUGACUUCGAGAAGGCCGUCAAGCAAGCGGCGGUCAAUCUCAAGCUGCAACCAGAAGACAGCUUCAUUCUGAAGGUGGUGCAGCUGAAGGAGCUCCUGGAGGUGCGUCACAGCGUGUUCAUCAUCGGGCAGGCGGGCACGGGCAAGACGCAGGUGUGGCGCACGCUCUUCAGGACGACGCAGAACAUGAAGAAGAAGCCCGUGUGCUACGACUUGAACCCGAAGGCUGUGACGACGGACGAGCUCUUCGGCUACAUCAACCCCGCAACCAGGGAGUGGAAGGACGGGCUUUUCUCCAGCCUGAUGCGCGACCAAGCCAACAUGGCUGGCGACGCUCCCAAGUGGAUCAUCCUGGAUGGCGACAUCGACCCCAUGUGGAUCGAGUCCCUCAACACGCUCAUGGACGACAACAAGAUCCUGACGCUGGCCAGCAACGAGCGCAUUUCGCUGACGCCGCAGAUGCGCCUCCUGUUCGAGAUCAGCCACCUGCGCACGGCCACCCCGGCCACCGUGUCUCGCGCCGGCAUCAUCUACCUGAACCAGGGCGACCUGGGCUGGAACCCAUACGUCACCAGCUGGAUCGACAGCCGUGAGGUCCAGAGCGAGAAGGCCAACCUCAUGGUCCUGUUCGACAAGUACAUCCCGACUUGCCUGGAGAUCAUGCGAGUCCGCUUCAAGAGGAUCACGCCCAUGCCCGAGAUCACGCACCUCAUGAUGCUGUGUCAGCUCCUGGACUGCCUCCUGACGCCGGAGAGCGUGCCUCCUGACAGCCCCAAGGAGGUCUACGAGCUGUACUUCGUGUUCGCCGCCGUGUGGGCCUUCGGGUCGGCGCUCUACCAGGACGGAAACAUCGACUAUCGCGUUGAGUUCAGCAAGUGGUUCCAGCUGGAGUUCAAGACGGUCAAGUUCCCGUCUUCAGGCACCGUCUUCGACUACUGCAUCGAGAAGGAAAACCUUCGCUUCACGCCCUGGUCGGAGAAGAUCCCCAAGUUCGAGCUCGAUCCCGACACGCCGCUGCAGUCCAUGAUGGUGCACACGAGCGAGACUGUGCGCCUCAAGUUCUUCAUCGACCUCCUGAUGCACAAGCGCCACCCCGUCAUGCUGGUGGGCACCUCCGGCUGCGGCAAGUCGGCGCUGCUCAACGAGAAGCUCAACUCUCUGUCGGAGGAAUACGCCGUGUGCAACGUCCCCUUUAACUACUACACUACCUCAGAGCUGCUGCAGCGCGUGCUGGAGAGACCUCUGGAGAAGAAGGCCGGGAAGAACUACGCUCCUCCGGGGAACAAGAAACUCGUCUACUUCAUCGACGACAUCAACAUGCCCAUGGUUGACCAGUACGGCACGGUGCAGCCCCACACGCUCAUCCGGCAGCACAUGGACUACGGCCACUGGUACGACCGCACCAAGCACACGCUCAAGGACAUCCACAACGUGCAGUACGUGGCCGCCAUGAAUCCCACAGCAGGAUCCUUCACCAUCAAUCCUAGGCUCCAGCGCCACUUUAAUGUCUUCGCUGUCAGCUUUCCCUGCAUGGAGAGUCUUAACUUAAUAUAUUCAUCGCUUCUGGAUCAACACCUGAAGAGCUCCUCCAUGAAGUUCAACCCAACUCUCACUCGGAUGACGGAGCCCAUGGUACAGGCCGCCCUCCAGCUGCAUCAGAAAGUCGCCGCUACUUUCAUGCCAACAGCUACCAAGUUCCAUUACAUCUUUAACCUACGGGAUCUUACCAACAUCUUCCAGGGCCUCCUCUUCUGCACGGGCGAGACGGUGAAGGCGCCCAUCGAGCUCCUCCGCUGCUGGCUGCACGAGACCCAGCGCGUGUACGGCGACCGCCUCCUGGAGGAAAAGGACCUGGAGAUGCUGACCAAACUCCAGGUCGAUGUUACUAAGAAGAUCUUCGAGGAACUGGACGAGACGGAGGUCAUGGCCAAGCCCAACGUCUUCUGCCACUUCGCCCGCGGCAUCGGGGAGCCUCGGUACCUCCCCAUCAAGUCGUGGGUCGACCUCAACGCCAUUUUGCAGGACGCUCUCACGACCUACAACGAGCUAAACGCUGCCAUGAACCUCGUGCUCUUCGAAGACGCCAUGGCGCAUGUGUGUCGAAUCAACCGCAUCUUGGAAUGCCCACGUGGAAACGCCCUCCUGGUGGGGGUGGGGGGCUCGGGCAAGCAGUCCCUCGCCCGUCUCGCCGCCUUCAUCUCCGGGCUCGAGGUGUUCCAGAUCACCCUCACCAAGGAAUACAGCAUCCAGGAACUCAGGAGUGACCUCGCGAACCUGUACGUGCGUGCCGGACUGAAGAACCUGGGCACGGUGUUCCUCAUGACCGACGCCCAUGUCCCCGACGAGAAGUUCCUCGUGCUGAUCAACGACCUCCUGGCCUCGGGGGAGAUCCCUGACCUCUUCCCCGAGGACGAAGUGGAAAACAUCGUGUCUUCAGUGAGGAAUGAGGUCAAGAGCACAGGUCAGCAGGAUACGCGCGACAACUGCUGGAGGUUCUUCAUCGACCGAGUGAGGAAGAACCUGAAGAUGGUCUUGUGCUUCUCGCCCGUCGGGUCCGCUCUCAGAGUGCGAGCUCGGCAGUUCCCCGCCAUCAUCAGCUGCACAACCAUUGACUGGUUCCACGAAUGGCCGCAAGAGGCGCUGGUGUCCGUUUCGGAAACAUUCCUCGGAACUCUUGAAUAUCUUCCUGAAUCCCUGCGAGGCUCUGUGUCCAAGUUCAUGGCGCACGUCCACACGUCCGUGAACGACAUGAGCAGAGUCUACCUGACCAACGACCGCCGCUACAACUACACGACGCCCAAGACCUUCCUGGGCUUCAUUUCGCUCUACACGAAGCUCCUCUCGGCCAAGCACCAGGAACUCCAGGCCAAGAUCGAGAGGCUGCAGAACGGCCUGCAGAAGCUCAGGACGACUUCCACGCAGGUGGACGAGCUCAAGGCCAAGCUCGCCGUCCAGGAGGUGGAACUUCAGAAAAAGAACGACGAAGCCGAUAAACUGAUUCGUAUCGUAGAGGCCGAGACAGCCAAGGUGUCGAAGGAAAACGAAAUUGCCAACGAAGAGAAACGGAAGGUCGCCAUCAUCGAAGCCGAAGUGGCCAAGCGACGGAAGGAGUGCGAGGAGGACCUGGUUAAGGCAGAACCUGCACUCGUUGCGGCAAAGGAAGCACUCAACACACUCAACAAGGCAAAUCUCACAGAGCUGAAGUCCUUCGGGUCACCUCCUUCGGGCGUGGACAGAGUGACUGCAGCCGUGAUGGUGCUGCUGGCCCCCAACGGCAAGAUUCCAAAGGAUAGAUCUUGGAAAGCGGCCAAGGUGAUGAUGGCAAAGGUGGACCAGUUCUUGGAUCAACUCAUUAACUACGACAAGGAAAACAUUCAUCCAGAUAUCAUCAAGAAUAUAACACCUUACUUGGAGGACAAUGAAUUCAACCCAGACUUCAUCCGUUCAAAGUCUGUUGCUGCUGCAGGUCUGUGUUCGUGGGUCAUCAACAUCAUCAGUUACUACGAGGUGUACUGCGACGUGGAGCCCAAGCGACGCGCCCUGGAGGACGCCAACAACGAGCUGGCUGCGGCCCAGAGUCGCCUCACCGCCAUCAUCUCCAAGAUCAAGAGCUUGGAGGAACAGCUAGCACGACUUCAGGCAGAGUUCGACAAGGCGACAGCCGAGAAAAUGAGGUGCGAGAAGGAAGCGAACAGCACCGCCCACACCAUCGCCCUCGCCAACCGCCUGGUGGGAGGCUUGUCCUCAGAGAAGAUCCGCUGGGCUGAAGCCGUGGCGCAGAUGCACAUUUCGGAGAAGACCUUACCCGGGGACAUCCUACUGGUGGCUGCCUUCAUCUCCUACGUCGGUUGUUUCACGAAGCACUACAGACGCGAUCUCAUGGAUAAGAUGUGGCUUCCUCUCCUGCAGAAGCUCAACCCCGUGAUCCCCAUCACGCACAACCUGGACCCGAUCAAGCUCCUGACGGACGACGCGACGAUCGCCGGCUGGAACAACGAGGGCCUCCCGUCCGACCGCAUGUCCACCGAGAACGCCAUCAUCCUCACCAACUCCGAUCGAUGGCCGCUCAUUAUCGACCCGCAGCUCCAGGGCAUCAAGUGGAUCAAGGCGAGGUACGGCGAACAGCUGAUCGUGGUGCGCCUCGACCAGAAGAACUCCAUCGACGUCCUGGAGGCCGCCAUCACCCGGGGCGAGACCGUCCUCAUCGAGAACCUCCCGGAGAGCCUCGACCCCGUGCUCGACCCGCUCAUCGGCAAGAACCUUAUCAAGCGCGGCAGAGCACUGAAAAUCGGCGACCGGGAAAUCGAAUACAACGACACGUUCCAGCUGAUCCUCCACACCAAGCUGGCCAACCCGCACUACAAGCCCGAACUGCAGGCGCAGUGCACCUUGAUCAACUUCACGGUGACGCGCGACGGCCUCGAGGACCAGCUGCUGGCGGAGGUCGUCAAGGCCGAGAGGCCAGACCUGGAGGAGCUCAAGUAUAACUUGACAAAGCAACAGAACGACUUCAAAAUUCAGCUGAAGCACUUGGAAGACGACUUGCUGAGCCGCCUGUCGUCCGCCGGAGGAAACUUCUUGGGAGACACGGCCUUGGUGGAGAAUCUGGAGCACACGAAGGCCACGGCGCAGGAGAUUCAGGAAAAGGUCGCCGAAGCCCGCAACACGAGCGCGCAGAUCGACGAGGCCCGCGAGCUCUACCGGCCCGCCGCCGCCCGAGCCUCCCUCUUGUACUUCAUCCUCAACGACCUCCACAAGAUCAACCCCAUCUACCAGUUCUCUCUUAAGGCGUUCCGAGUGGUGUUCCAGCAGGCCAUCGAGCGCUCGGAGGCGAACGACGAGGUGCGGCUGCGCGUGAACGCCCUCAUCGACACCAUCACGUACAGCGUGUUCCUCUACACCACCAGAGGACUCUUCGAGAAGGACAAGCUCAUCUUCGCCGCCCAGAUGACCUUCCAGGUCCUUGCCUCCCAGGGUGAGGUGGGCGCCAUCGAGCUGGACCUUCUGCUUCGGUUCCCGAUUCAGCCGAACGUGGUUUCGCCCAUCGACUUCAUCACCAACAACAACUGGGGCGCGAUUCGCUCCCUCUCGCAGGUCGACGAAUUCAGGAAUCUUGACCGCGACCUGGAGAACAGCGUGAAGCGAUGGCGUAUGUAUUGCGAGUGCGAGGCGCCCGAGAAGGAGAAGCUGCCGGGGGAGUGGAAGGGCAAGUCGGACGUGCAGCGGCUGGUCAUCAUGAGGGCACUGCGUCCUGACCGCAUGACGCAUGCCAUGCAGCUGUUCAUCGAGGAGCGGAUGGGGAGGAAGUACGUGGAGGGCGAGAACAUCGACUUCUCGCAGAGCUACGAGGAGAGCGGGCCGUCCACGCCGAUCUUCUUCAUCCUCUCCCCCGGCGUCGACCCUCUCAAGGACGUCGAGCGUCUCGGGUACAGCCUGGGCUACACCUGCGAGAACCGGCGUCUGCACAACGUGUCGCUGGGCCAAGGGCAGGAGAAGGUGGCAGAGGAGGCCAUCCAAAUCGCAGCCAAGGAGGGACAUUGGGUCAUCUUGCAGAACAUUCAUCUGGUGAGACAAUGGCUUCCGCGACUGGAGAAGAAGCUAGAAAUCCACGCGGACGGAGCUCACCAAGAGUACAGGGUCUUUAUGAGCGCUGAGCCUGCAAGCAAGCCCGAGAACCACAUCUUGCCACAGGGUAUCCUGGAGUCCGCCAUCAAGAUCACCAACGAGCCGCCUCGGGGCAUGCAAGCCAACCUCCACAAGGCGCUCAACAACUUCACGCAGGAGACGCUCGAGAUGUGCUCCAAAGAGGCCGAAUUCAAGUCCCUCUUGUUCUCUCUAUGUUACUUCCACGCAUGCGUCGCGGAGAGGAGAAAGUUCGGGUCGCAGGGAUGGAACAGACCCUACCCCUUCAACACCGGCGACUUGACCAUCAGCGUGAACGUCCUAUUCAACUACCUGGAGGCGAACAGCAAGGUUCCCUGGGAGGACCUCCGCUACCUCUUCGGGGAGAUCAUGUACGGGGGCCACAUUACGGACGACUGGGACCGCAGGCUGUGUCGCACGUACCUCGAGGAGUUCCUGCACCCAGACCAGCUGGAUGGAGAGCUGAACCUCGCGCCAGGCUUCCCAGCGCCCCCCAACUUGGACUACUCGGGCUACCACAGCUACAUAGACACGUGUCUCCCCCAAGAAUCACCCCACCUGUACGGCCUCCACCCCAACGCCGAGAUCGGCUUCCUCACCAUGACGUCGGAGCACCUCUUCAAGACGGUGUUCGAGCUCCAGCCGCGAGACAUGGGGAACACAAGCGGCGUCGUCAUCACAAGGGAGGAUAAGGUGAAGCAGACCCUGGACGAGAUCCUGGAGAAGCUGCCCGAGGAGUUCAACAUGUCCGACAUCACGGGCAAGGUGGAGGAGCGGACGCCCUACGUCGUGGUCGCCUUCCAGGAGUGCGAGCGGAUGAACCUCCUCAUCCGCAUCAUCCGGAUGUCUCUCAAGGAGCUCGACUUGGGCUUCAAGGUAAGAGGGAGUCUCUGUUUUUUUUCAUUAUUAAACUACUAUGUUUUAAUGUCUACAUCCUUAUUUAUAUGUUCGUUCCUAUAUACUAAAGUAUGCCGGUAACAGGGACGUGUGAAGAAACUGAGUAGUAGGUAAGUAGCAAGUAUAAUAUUAAAGUACGUCGAAACGCCCGAAAUAUUCCAUUAUUAAAAAAGAAAAAAAAAAUCGGAAACGUAUAAUCAAAUGGAUUAAUUACAACUGUCUUAGGGGGAGUUGAAA